This is a messenger RNA of Angiostrongylus costaricensis, 246 nucleotides long. NCBI's taxonomy places the organism in Eukaryota, Metazoa, Nematoda, Chromadorea, Rhabditida, Metastrongylidae. The record is from the annotation of a GenBank genome assembly.
AUGCGAGCCAGCAAGGUUUCGAGAAGGGUUUGGCACGAUGAAUCAUAUCAUGUAAUAGCGAAACUCUGUAUUCGACAGACUAUAAGACGCUUCAGUAGCACAACAUUCGAGUGGUGCUCCGCUCGAGAGGAUUCGACUCGACAUGGCUAUAAGGACCUAUAUCAUGAGGACGAACGACUCUGGACCAUCGACUUCAAUCAAUCCGACUUUGAUGGAGACAAGAACGCCGAAGCGUUAGUCGAAUAA